AGAGAGGGAGGGCAAUGUGAUUCAAGAAAUUGGCUAUGGAGGCGGAGAAUUCAAUAACGGCAGACAACAACUACCCACUCCAAGAAGAUCCCAUUCCAUGGUGGUUGUGCUAGUAGAGCAGUAGUAGACACCCCACCCCACCCCACCCCCACCCCGCCACCCCACCAUUACUCCCUUUCUUUAUUUAUUCGCGGAAGAAAGCAACUAUGUCUUCGUUGACCGCCAGAUGCAUUGCUCUUCAAAAACCCCUCUCUGCCUCCCUCUUCCUCCAUCGCUCCUCCACUUUCACUCUCAAAUCCCUACUUUUUAGAUCCGAUUCCAGAUCUCGACUUAGGAGCUUCUGCGCCUCCACCGUUUCCACAAUGGGUGCCGUCGUCGACGAUUCCACCAUGGACGCCGUCCAGAGGCGCCUCAUGUUCGAGGACGAAUGUAUAUUAGUCGAUGAGAAGGACCAUGUCGUCGGCCACGACACAAAAUAUAACUGCCAUCUGAUGGAGAAGAUCGAGGCUGAAAAUUUGUUGCAUAGAGCUUUCAGCGUCUUUCUGUUCAACCCGAAAUUCGAGUUGUUGCUGCAGCAACGAUCUGCGACGAAGGUGACCUUUCCUCUAGUGUGGACGAACACCUGCUGCAGUCACCCACUGUACCGGGAAUCCGAGCUUAUCGAAGAAAAUGCACUCGGGGUGAGAAACGCGGCCCAAAGAAAACUGCUGGAUGAACUCGGCAUCCCCGCCGAAGACGUCCCCGUCGAUCAAUUCACUCCUCUAGGCCGUAUGCUGUACAAAGCGCCGUCCGACGGAAAAUGGGGAGAGCACGAAUUGGAUUACCUUCUGUUCAUCGUGCGGGACGUCCGGGUGAUGCCGAACCCGGACGAGGUAGCUGACGUGAAAUACGUGAACCGAGAUGAGCUGAAAGAGCUUUUGAGAAAGGCGGACGCGGGCGAGGGGGGAUUGAAGCUGUCGCCGUGGUUCAGGCUGGUCGUCGACAACUUCUUGUUCAAGUGGUGGGAUCAUGUUGAGAAAGGGACGCUCCAAGAAACGGCCGACAUGAAGACUAUCCACAAGUUGACUUAAGCCCGGACGAGGUUAGUUUUAAGUUUUCGCGAGAUCAAUCAAUAAAAAGCGCGGCCCGGCCCGGACCCGAUUAAUAAAUCGCGAAAAAUGAUUGUCUUUGUGUUCGUGUGUGUGUGUGUUUUGAUCAUCAUCAUCUAUAUGGCUUAUUUUGGUGAUGGAAUGGUGUUUUUGGGUGAGGGGAGGGAUUGAGUUUUAUGGUGUUUUUAGGGUGUGGUUUUGUUGGGUGUGUUUUGGCUGAAUGUAACUUUGUUAUGUGCCCCUUUGUAAGGCCUUCUUAUGAAUUAGCAUUCUUUA
Andrographis paniculata is the source of this 1364-nucleotide messenger RNA. RefSeq names its product isopentenyl-diphosphate Delta-isomerase I. The transcript is spliced from 6 exons. Gene Ontology annotation, biological process: isoprenoid biosynthetic process; isopentenyl diphosphate biosynthetic process. NCBI's taxonomy places the organism in Eukaryota, Viridiplantae, Streptophyta, Magnoliopsida, Lamiales, Acanthaceae. Bases 207 to 1070 code for a protein of 287 amino acids. The record is from RefSeq and is a predicted model, not a curated record. Gene Ontology annotation, molecular function: isopentenyl-diphosphate delta-isomerase activity. Gene Ontology annotation, cellular component: cytoplasm.